AUUUGAAGUCCACGACUAAAGGGCUGAGAGAGUCGGAUGAUAGAUCAAAAGUGACAUCAUGUUGGCCUGAUAUAGCUCAGAUUCUGGAGAUGACAAAACACAAGCCCGCGAAUGGGCGAUGUCCUAAUUCCUCAAUUUCUCAUCCCUGGCAUCGUCAACGUCCCUAACGUCCCCGGUCAGCCCAGAAGUAAAAAAGCGCCCGACGGGAUGGUUCGAUGGUCCCACACGAUAUCACGCCAUCAUCGCUUCACUCCUGCAACACAAGUCGGCCUUCUACAUCAUUGUACAUGGACAUACCUAGUACAUACAUAUAUAAAACUCCAUUCUGCAGUAGGAAAUAUUUUUAGAAUGCCAAUUGAAAAUUAUCGAUUAUUAAAUACCAUUUUGUCCAUCACGUACCUAGUAUAAUCCAGUUGGAUUACAAGGGCUUCUAUUUCCAUACCGUAGUUUACCUAGGUAUUUACCAAUCUCACGAUGGGACCAUUAGCACGACCCAGGCAACAUAUUGAUCGAAAAGAUCUGUACACCAACCUCGAAGCCCGGAUUCAAUAUCUUCACUCCUUCAUCGACUUCAGUUCAAAUGAUAUCGAAGCUUUGAUGACAGGGUCCAAAUACAUAAAGCAACUUAUCCCAGCCAUCGUCAAUAUUGUAUAUCAAAAAUUGUUGCAGUACGACAUCACAGCACGCGCGCUCCAAACCAGAAGCACGAGUUACGAUGGACCCGUGGACGACAACCUCGACGAGAAUAGCCCUCAGAUCCUGCAUCGUAAGAUGUUCCUGAGGGCGUAUCUGGCCAAACUAUGCUCCGACCCCAGUACUUUGGAAUUCUGGGAAUAUCUAGAUAAAGUCGGCAUGAUGCAUACGGGGCGUGGGCGUGAGCACCCCCUCCACGUGGAAUACGUUCACAUAGGCGCAUGCCUCGCUUUCAUCCAGGACACUCUCACGGAAGCUCUUCUCUCUCAUCCCCGAUUACGGAUGGAUAAGAAGAUUGCUCUAGUCAAGGCUAUCGGUAAGGUGAUCUGGGUUCAAAACGACCUAUUUGCGAAGUGGUACGUCCGAGAUGGUGACGAGUUUGCCGAAGAGAUGGAGAAGCAGCAGGUGGAGCCGGAAGGCUUCCUGCACGGAAAGAAGAUACUGGAUGAUAUUGAAGAAGGGCUACCUUCGUCGCCAACCUGCCCCUUCUCAGGACUGUCUGCCGUGGAAAAAGCCGAAGCCUGUACCGGAUGCGGCGACAAGGGGGAGAAGGAGAACGGCUGCACAUCAUCGUUGCCAAUCCGAUCACAUAUAGAAACAAGUUGAGGC
Molecule: messenger RNA, 1302 nt
Organism: Annulohypoxylon maeteangense
Lineage: Eukaryota; Fungi; Ascomycota; Sordariomycetes; Xylariales; Hypoxylaceae
Product: Protoglobin-domain-containing protein
Exons: 3
Coding region: 475-1299 (274 amino acids)
Molecular function (GO): oxygen binding; heme binding
Source: RefSeq, a predicted model, not a curated record